This is a messenger RNA of Cydia fagiglandana, 1020 nucleotides long. RefSeq lists its product as uncharacterized. Bases 1 to 1020 code for a protein of 339 amino acids. The transcript has 2 exons. The record is from RefSeq and is a predicted model, not a curated record. NCBI's taxonomy places the organism in Eukaryota, Metazoa, Arthropoda, Insecta, Lepidoptera, Tortricidae.
AUGAAUCAAAUACAAUACAUUUCCCGAAACGGUGGAUCUGUUUUACUGCAUGAUGGAUAUCAGUACCAUAAAAAAAAGGAAUACAAAAACCAAAAUGUGUUUUGGAACGAAAAAAUUGAAAAAGAAAAACCACAUACGUGUGUUCAAAAUUUUAAUAAAAAUAUUGAGGACUUGCAACUUGACAUCUGUGUUAAAAAAAGCAAACAAUUAGAUGGCGUUCCGUUACCACAAAUCUACCAGAGUACUGUUAGUUCUCUUCAAGAUGAGGGCAUAGAUCUGCUGUGUAAAAUUCCUCCGUUUCGCAAUGUCAAGACUCGGAUGUAUUACAACAGAAACAAAGAAGCGGGUGUAAAGAAAAUUAACUUUGGAGAUGUAAUGGAUGUGGAAAUACCUAAAAAAUUCGAACCAUUCCUAUUGGCUGACUACGAAUUCGAAGGAUAUAGAAUUAUUAUAUUUUGUUCAAUGGAGUCGAGACACCUUAUGGGUAAAAUAAAAAUGUUUUUAAGUGACGGAACAUUUAAGAGCUGUCCGAAACCGUUUGCUCAGCUUUAUGUGAUACACGGUGAUCUAGGAAGUACCGAAAAUUCUACGAACAUAAUACCACUGGUGUACGCUAUGCUAUCUAGCAAGACAAAGCAUAUUUAUGAAACCUUAUUUCAUUUGAUAAAAUCAAGAAUACCUGACUGGCAACCAGAAAAAUACAAAACUGAUUACGAAGAGGCUGCCAUGCAAGCUGUUACACACGUAUUCCCGGACAUAGAGUUCAAUGGCUGCUACUAUCAUUCGAAUAAGUCAAUAUGGAGGAAAGGUAGGGAACUGGGGCUUACCACCAAUAAAAAUACACGACGGAUCGUUGCUCUUACUGCUGUGCUGUCGUUGCUGCCCUUCAAUAAAAUACAUGAAGGUUGGGCAUUCAUAAAACAAGAUACUCUUGAACUGCAAGACACAGGGCGCGUGCCAAAAUUCUUUAAGUACCUAUAUAAAGGCUUCUUACAACAGAGGUUUAUAUAUAUAACCUGA